This is a messenger RNA of Jaculus jaculus (lesser Egyptian jerboa), 1398 nucleotides long. Its product is annotated as putative tripartite motif-containing protein 75. The transcript has a single exon. Bases 1 to 1398 code for a protein of 465 amino acids. Gene Ontology annotation, molecular function: protein binding; zinc ion binding. The record is from RefSeq and is a predicted model, not a curated record. Lineage: Eukaryota; Metazoa; Chordata; Mammalia; Rodentia; Dipodidae.
AUGGCGCUGGAAAAGGCCUUGGCCAAUCUCCAGGCAGAAUCCAAAUGUCAGAUCUGUCUGGGUGAAAUGACAGACCCUGUCACGAUCGAAUGUGGCCACAACUUCUGUUCCACGUGCAUCACGCAGUCCUGGGCAGAUCUGGAAGGCAGGUUCCCCUGUCCCGUGUGCCGCUACCAGUGCCAGAAGAGCCCGCUCACGGGCAACCUGCAGCUGCGGCGGAUCCUUGCCAGGGCCAGGCAGCUGCACGGGCAGCUGAGCAAGACCCAGGAGGAGAAGCCACAGUGCGAGAAGCACGGCCGGGCCCUGACCCUUUUCUGCGAGCAGGACCUGGAGCUGCUGUGCGCGCUGUGCCCGUGGCUGCCGGCCCACCGGGGCCACCCCGUGAGGCUCAUCGAGGAAGCCGCCUCCCAGCACCGAGCGAGGCUCCACGGUUACAUGCAGGCUCUGAACAGGCAAGAGGCGGAGCUUCAGGAUGCGCUCGCCGCUCAGGCCCGACGCCAGGCGCAGCUGCAAGAGACCAUGGAGAGCGAGAGGACGAAGCUGUGCUCCGAGUGCAAGCAGCUGAAGCAGCUGGUGGACCGGGAGCAGCAGGCGGUGCUGUCCAGGCUGGGGAGGGAGGAGCGGGAGAUGGUGCAGAAGCUGCGCGGCUGCACGAGGCGGUUCGCGCAGCACGUGUCGGCGAUGGAAGCGCUGCUCGCCGAGGCGUCGGAGAAGAGCGUGACGCCCGACGUGGAGCUGCUGAUGGGCGUCGGGAGCCUCUUCCGCAGGUGCGAGGACGUGCAGCCCCCCGCCUUCUAUCUAUUCAAGUUCACGAGGCACGGGUAUUGCCUGCCUCCCCGGUUCUCCACGCUGCAGGCAAUUAGACAGAAGUUUCGCGAAGCGAUUACUCUGGAUCCCGAAACGGCAGCUCCUCCCCUGCUCGUCUCCGGGGAUAGGAAGUCCGUGCGCUGCUGCUUGAAGCCCGGGCGAGGCGGCCCCGGGAGCCCAGCGCGCCCCGAGCGCUGCGCCGCCGCCGCCGCCGCCGCCGCCGCCGUCCUGGGCGCGCAGAGCUUCGGCGCCGGGCGGCACUACUGGGAGGUGCGGGUGGGCGACAAGGCCGAGUGGGCCGUGGGGCUUUGCAAGGACCCCGCUGGGGACGGGGACGGGCGCCCGAGUCGCCGCUGGGUGCUUCGGCGGCGGGGCGGCGCCUACGUGGCUGAGCACACGGUCUCCGUCGCGCUUGAGCUCGCCGAGAAGCCCAGCAGGAUUGGCAUCUACCUGGACUACGAGCUGGGUGUGAUUUUCUUCUACAACCUGAGUGACAGGACUCACAUCCAUUCUUUCAGGGAUAAGUUUUCAGAAGCACUGAGGCCUUAUUUCCACGUUGGAGAGGAUUCCAAACCUCUGUCCUUCCAGUGA